AAGCCCGCGAAAGAGGAGAAGGAAAAACAAGCUAUGUGUGGAAGAGGAAGGUGUACUCUUCGAGCGGAUGGCAUUGCUCAGGCCUGCCAUUUCAACUCUCGCCCCAUCCGCCAUGUCGACAUGGAUCGGUAUCGGCCGUCGUACAACGUCGCGCCGGGGUUCAACGUGCCGGUGGUUCGACUAGACGAUGGCGGUGGCGACGGCGUCGUUUCGCACUGCAUGAAGUGGGGACUAGUUCCUAGUUUUACUAAGAAAACUGAUAAAAUCGAUCACUUUAAGAUGUUCAAUGCGAGGUGUGAAUCGAUAAGACAGAAGGCUUCUUUUCGCCGACUUCUUCCAAAGAACAGGUGUUUGGUAUCUUUUGAAGGAUUUUAUGAAUGGAAGAAGGAUGGAUCUAAAAAGCAACCUUACUACGUCCACUUUAAGGACAGUCGUCCAAUGGUUUUUGCUGCUCUAUUCGAUUCUUGGAAAAAUUCAGAAGGAGAAACGCUUUACACCUUCACUAUUAUCACUACUUCAUCCUCGUCAUCUCUGGAAUGGCUUCAUGAUAGGAUGCCUGUAAUCUUGGGCAGCAAAGAAUCAACUGAUUGGUGGCUGAAUGAUUCUUCUUUGUCCAGUCUUGACAAAAUACUCAAACCAUAUGAAGAAACAGAUUUGGCCUGGUAUCCUGUUACACCUGCAGUUGGUAAAAUUUCUUUUGAUGGACCUGAGUGCAUUAAGGAGGUAAAACUGGAGGAGACCAAGACAAUCUCUCAGUUUUUCUCAAAGAAACAAGCAAGCAAAUCAGAGGAUCCAACACCUGAAAAAACACCGAUCAAAGAAGAGCUCCAGGAAUGUAUUGCACCAAAAAUUGAGAAAGAGGAACCUCAAAAUCAGUCUAAAGUUGAAAGUGCUGCAAUGAAGGAUGAAGCUAGUGUGAUAGAAGAACCAAAACAAGAAAUUGUGAAAGAGGAACCUUGUAGCCAAGAAGAAUCUGUUACAAAAACAGGCGAGAGUGAUACCAAAGAUGCAGAUCAUGCAAAGCCAUCUGCGAAAGAAACUGAUAGGCUAAGGCUACUGCACAUGAGUCCAAUCAAGAAAAGAAGAAUUGGGGCCAAUGAUAAACAAGGACAAGGUGCGGGUGAUAAGCAACCAACUCUCUUUUCCUACUUUGGUAAGAACUAAUAGUCGGUUGGUUUGUGGUUUUGUUGUAUUAGCACAUCUUAUGUAUAUAUAAGCUUAUGGAGAAUAUUAGCUGGAAGUUCUGAACUAGGUUAGAUUUACAAGAAUAGAUUCACUAGAAAUUUUUGUGUAUAACCAUCAUUAGGUUCUUGAUGGUUUAACGUUCUAGUAAUAUAUAUCUAAUUCUUGAACCUGUGUUA
Salvia splendens (bonfire salvia) is the source of this 1361-nucleotide messenger RNA. RefSeq names its product abasic site processing protein YoqW. Bases 34 to 1164 code for a protein of 376 amino acids. Gene Ontology annotation, biological process: protein-DNA covalent cross-linking repair. The record is from RefSeq and is a predicted model, not a curated record. Gene Ontology annotation, molecular function: single-stranded DNA binding. Lineage: Eukaryota; Viridiplantae; Streptophyta; Magnoliopsida; Lamiales; Lamiaceae. The transcript has 8 exons.